Messenger RNA from Anastrepha ludens (Mexican fruit fly), 1961 nucleotides. It is a transcript of the gene Tsp97E, whose product is annotated as tetraspanin-13. The transcript has 4 exons. Gene Ontology annotation, cellular component: membrane. Lineage: Eukaryota; Metazoa; Arthropoda; Insecta; Diptera; Tephritidae. The record is from RefSeq and is a predicted model, not a curated record. Bases 146 to 805 code for a protein of 219 amino acids.
CAAAUGCAAAGUAAAGCAAAAUCAAAUAAGCGCAGCUGGAAUUAAGCAUACACUUGGACAAUCGGACAAAGUUGAAAAAUAAAAAUAUAAUUGAAGUGUAAUUUUUUAAACAAAAGUGUAAGUUUGCAACGAAAAUUGUGUGAAAAUGUGCGGAGGUUUUACUUGCUCGAAAAAUGCGCUAAUUGCGCUGAACAUUUUGUAUGUGAUGGUGGGAUUCCUGUUGAUUGGCGUUGGCGUUUAUGCGCGUGCAGCUUCCAUAGUCACAAAUCUACCGAUUGUGGGUGGCAUUUUAGCCUGCGGAGUGAUACUGAUAUUAAUAUCCAUACUCGGGCUGGCCGGUGCAGUGAAGCAUCAUCAAGUGAUGCUAUUUUUCUACAUGAUUAUUCUCUUCAUGCUCUUCCUCAUUCAAUUCUCCAUUGCCAGCUCAUGUCUGGCUGUUAAUUCGGAGCAGCAAAAAGAGUUCGCUGAGGAGGGUUGGAAUAAUGUGCCAGAUGCUAUGCGAAAACAAGUGCAGGACACAUUCCUAUGCUGUGGCUUUAAUACGACCAAUACCGAUUCAUCUUGUGAAGCAGUGGCUAAACAAUGCUGUCCGAAUUAUAUCGUAUCGAGCGAUUGCUCGUGCCCACCGUGUCUGCCUGCAUUGGAGGACAAAAUCAAUUAUGCUUUUAAAUUAUGCGGCGGCCUGGGAAUUUUCUUUAGUUUCACCGAGGUAUUGGCCGUCUUCUUGGCGCGUCGCUAUCGCAAUCAACACGAUCCACACUAUCCACCUGCGCGCGCAAUUUUUCCACACAAUUACCAGUAUUAGUAACACAAUCAUAAUUGUCGAACGAAUUGAGACGUAAAGCAGCUAGCGUAAAAUCUUCAAAUUAUGCUUUAGAAUCAUGUGAAAAAAGUUUUUGUUUAGUAUUGGACCGAUUUUGUAGCAAAACGAGUUGACUAAUACUUGUGUAGAUUGCAAUUUGAGAAUUUAUACAAAUUUAUAUUUUUAAACUUUUAAAUGGCUUACUUUUUGUUGUAAUCUGUUCUUAUUUUUACACCAUUUACUUAUGUUAAUGUAUUUGUUGUUUUCAAUUUAUUGCUUACUUUCCAUUUAUGGAAACUAAAUUUGUUUUUUUUUUUAGUUUGAUUAUUGCAGAUUCUAGUGAUUUUUAAUAUCUAAUGCAGCAAAUUGUGUUCACUUUUCCUACAAUUUGAUUUCCUUGGUUAACUUUUUGAGAUUAUUUUAUGAAAUUACAUAAAUAAACUAGAAUAGAUGUUAUUUCGUGUAUGUGAGUUAGAAAAGAACAAAAACAAAAAAAAAACAAAUUAAUAUGUACUACUAUUUAUGUAUGUAUGUUUGCUCAAUACGUAACAUUAGUUUCAAGUAGUUUGUAUGUUUGUGUAUGUAGAAUUUUAUGGUAACCAUUAACUUAAUUUUUUCAACGAUUUCGGCACUACAGGCAAUCAGAUAAAAAUGAACUAAAUAUUAUAUUAUAAAUAAUAUGAAACAAAACAAAAAUGUGUCCUAAGUCAUAUAAUUUUCUCUUAAAAAAACUAUAUUAAAAAAAAUUCAUUUAUAAACAUUUAACGUAAUUAUCAAAUUCUACUUCGGCUUCCUUGCAACAGGUGCUUAUUAACGUAUACAGACUACAUUAAAAAUACAUACACACACACACAAACAAGCACCGCAUACUCUUUAAUUUCCAAUCAUUUUAUUUUUAUAUUAAUAGCACGACACAGCAUCCUUUAUACAUUUAAAUUUUCACUCCACAUAUAUUGUAGAGAACCAAACAUAUGUACAUGCAAUAUAUAUACAUACAUACAUAUUUACACAUAUACGACAUUGUUGUUAUUGUAUGUACAUUUGCAUAGAACUUAUAUACGAUAAAGUACGAUAAUAUUUUCUGUAUUCUGUGCUGUGAUUGAAAUAAAUAUGAUCUUUAAAAUGUACACAAACAAAAAACAAAAAAAAAACAACAAUA